Messenger RNA from Mus caroli (Ryukyu mouse), 2736 nucleotides. It is a transcript of the gene Cdca7l, whose product is annotated as cell division cycle associated 7 like. NCBI's taxonomy places the organism in Eukaryota, Metazoa, Chordata, Mammalia, Rodentia, Muridae. Gene Ontology annotation, biological process: regulation of DNA-templated transcription. Gene Ontology annotation, cellular component: nucleus. The record is from RefSeq and is a predicted model, not a curated record.
CCGCGCUGUCCCCCCCAUCUGAACUCAGUGCGCUGCUCCACGGCAAACUCCGCGCGCUGCGUGCUCGGGGCCGCGCCAGCCCGGGUGGCCGCGUGCAGGGCGCAGGGAAGUGAGCCCAGCAGGGAAGAUGGAGCUGGCCACGCGCUCCCAGUGUCCCCCAGAAGCAAGUCAUUUGCUCUGUUCAGACGCCAGUAGCAACUUAAUGAAGUCACUGAGAGCAGCUGUCCAGAUCCCCAAAGAAGUAGCUGACAUCUUUAAUGCUCCCAGUGACGAUGAAGAGUUUGUGGGUUUCCAGGAUGAUGUUCCCAUGCAAAACCUGUCGGAGAGCUGUGGUAGUUUGGACUCACUGGAGUUGGAGAAACAGCAGAAUGUGUGCUUCCGUUCCAAAUACUUCACAGAAGAACUAAGAAGGAUUUUCAAAGAGGACACGGACUCAGAAAUGGAAGAUUUUGAAGGAUUUACCGAGAGAGAGCUGAACAUGAGCAGUAACCCAGAGCUCAUGGAGUCGGAGCUGAGCGACAGUGACAAAGCAUACUCCAUGAUGAGUGAUGCGGAGGAAGAUGAUGAAGAGGAGGCUGCACCUAGAAGAGGCAGGUCCACAAGAAGAAGCAGUUUCGGUCUUCGGGUAGCCUUUCAGUUCCCCACCAAAAAAUUGGCAAAAACACCAGAUAAAGAUAGCUCACGCUUGCUGGACAGUAAGAUGGAUCUUAGAAGAAAGAAGAGCUCCAGACAGUCCAAGGAAAAGGAGGACUCUGCUUCUGACGCCGAGGAUGAGUCCAGAGCUGAGAGCCAGGAGAAUUCAGAUGCUCUGCUGAAAAGGGCCAUGAACAUCAAAGAGAACAAGGCUAUGCUUGCUCAGUUGUUGGCGGAAUUGAAUUCGGUGCCAGAUUUCUUCCCUGUUCGGACACCACCUUCGGCUUCUAAGAGGAGAACACCACGACGGGCCUUCUCAGAGGGACAGAUCACACGGCGCAUGAACCCAACCCGGAGCGCACGACCCCCAGAAAAGUUUGCUCUGGAGAACUUCACCUUCUCAGCCACCAAGCUUACUGAAGAGCUUUACAGUUUCAGAAGAAGAAAGACAAUCAGUGGGGGGAAAUGCCAGAAGUAUAGACGUCACCGGAUAUCUUCUUUCCGCUCAGUGAAAGACAUCACUGAGGAAGACUUGGAAAACAUUGCCAUAACUGUGCGUGAUAAAGUCUAUGAUAAAGUGCUUGGUAACACGUGCCAUCAGUGCCGGCAGAAGACCAUCGAUACCAAGACGGUCUGUCGGAACCAGAGCUGUGGUGGUGUGCGGGGACAGUUCUGUGGGCCCUGCCUGAGGAAUCGCUAUGGGGAGGAUGUGCGGACAGCAUUGCUGGAUCCGAAGUGGACAUGUCCUCCCUGCCGUGGCAUCUGCAAUUGCAGUUACUGCCGGAGGCGAGAUGGCCGCUGUGCUACUGGGAUUCUCAUUCAUCUGGCCAAGUUCUACGGUUAUGAUAAUGUCAAGGAGUACCUGGAGAGCUUACAGAAGCAGCUGUAGAAGACAGUCGAGAGGAGAGGGAUCGCUCGAACUUACCAGGCGGAGUCCCACGAGACGAGUCUGCUCUUUGUGCCAGCCUUAGACGCUUGUUUUCUAGAAUUUACUGGUUCUACUGCUAUUGUUUUUAAAAAGAUGUUUAUAUGCUUAAAAAGGUUUCUCAGGAAAUAUAGUAAAGCAGAGAAAUCUGUAUCCAUACCUGCAUAGACCUGCAUUGUGACAAGUGUCUGCUGAAGAUUUAAAAGCACGGUUUGAGGGGGGCUGAGUUAAUGCUCAGGUAAGUUAUAAAGACUACCUUGUCUGACAGCUCUCGCCUUUGAUGUUCAGCUCCCCCAUGGUCACUCCCUUCCCGCAGAGGCUGUUGCUUUGCCUCCUGAGUGACCAUAGCUCAAACCUGAUAGUUUAUCCUGCUCUGGAUAUUAAAUUCUGGGUCAUUAGGAAUUUAUAUUGAAGAAUGUUACUCUAAACUACCAAGUGCAAUUAACCACACACUGUGAGUAAGGUGUCCUUUUUAUUAAGAGACAACAGAAACAGACACUGGAGGCCUCACUGUGCUUGCCUCUUCCUUCAGGACCUGCCUGGAGCCUGCUGCUUCUAUUUUUAAAAAAAAAAAUUUUUUUUUAUAGAUUAUGCUUUUUAUAGAACACUCACUGCAUUGUUUCCAAGUCUUAGGGAUACAAGAUAAGCCAUGGUGUUUUGAAUGGGUGUUGGGGGAAGCUAAAAUCAAUAAGUAUUCAUCCCUCUUAGGUGUUUAGUGUUUGGUCCUUGUGUACUGUGAUUACUCGCCCUCCUCAAAGAAUGGUUCUCUAACAAAAGAAUGUAUAUCCCUGUUACUAAAACAUGCUUGCUGUGUCUGGCUGGAGCUGGAGGGACGUGAGCUGUAAUACCAAGGCCGUUCAUGCUUCCAGCAGUAGAGCCACACCUGCCAGUACCCACUUAGCUAUCCUGUCUUUGCUCCUUAGCCUGAACGUCCACACGUAGGUGGGGCCUCUCGCUUUGGUUUUGUAGACGGGGCACUCGUAGGCGUGCUUAAUUUCUUGUCUGUCCACGGGCACGGCUUUGGCAAAGAUGACGGGCAUCAUGGACGUUAACUCCUUAAGGCGGGCAUCAACAAGGGCUCCUGACUGGAUGUCCCACCUGGCACCUGUGGCAGAGACAACAGUUGUGUAACUGGCAUGCGGGUUCUGAUGCUCUAAUUGUUCCAUGCAAUAAAUGUU